AUACCGGCGCCAAUACAGUACCACUACCAAGACUAUUCUCUUGAUUAAAUUCUGAAAUUUAGUCGUUUUUAGAAAACAAAGAUUGUUACUAUGCUUCCUAUGCUUCCUAAGACACAUACCUGGUUAUUGUGUUCCAAUCACCGUGGGAUAACACGUGGAAUUACCCGUUCAUAUUGCGAGAAAAUGGCUCCGAAUAAAGCAGAACCUUCAGCAGGAGAAACCAUUGAUGAAGAUCCUCCACCCAUGCCUCCUCCUCCAUUCCCAAGUCGUGAUUGGAUCGGCCCUGCUGAUAAGAAGUCUAAUCUUCGACGUGUCAUACUUGCUCAGCCUCAGAAUGAAACAGAUGUAGAAAGGGAUUAUAGAGUCUCAAGAACAGCUACAAAUGAUUGGAACCAUCAAUUCUGGUCAAAGCAGAAUGAGAUAUUCAUCAAGGCCAAAGAGGAAUUUGUUCAGGCUCGUCUUGGUGAGAAGCAGAAAGAGACGGAAGAUUCAUCAGACAAUGAUGUCAUAGGAUCUGGUGUAAAGCAAGUUCUGAGUGCUGAGGACAUGGCAGAGUUUUACCAACAGUUUUUAAAAGACAAUCAGCAUUCAUUUCAUGACUACAACAAGCAAUGGUAUCGCAAGAACUUCUCUCUCUUGUGGCCAGCAGUAAAAGCUAAUGUAUCCAUGUUCAUGAAGAAAAACAAAAGAUGAUGAAUCAAUAAUGAGCAACAAUGAAUGAACAUCGCUUUGAACACAGCUCCUACAUGUAUGGAAUUUGUGGAAUUUCAUGGAAUUUCAUGGAAUUUAUGGAUUUUCAAGGAUUUUGGAUGGAAGCUGUACAUGAUGAAUGUGUCUGAUGUUUGUUACAUCAGUUGCAUAACUUGGUGGAUUGAUGAGAUCCACACACUUCGAACUUAUCGUAUGCUCAAGGACUGCUUCAGUGUUUGUAACCAUCAACCGUUCAAUUUUUUAUUCAAACCUUUCCCACUUAUAAAUGCAUCUUUAAAAGAAUACUUUGAAAUACCGUUGCAU
Molecule: messenger RNA, 1014 nt
Organism: Strongylocentrotus purpuratus (purple sea urchin)
Lineage: Eukaryota; Metazoa; Echinodermata; Echinoidea; Camarodonta; Strongylocentrotidae
Product: APOPT family protein CBG23705, mitochondrial
Exons: 4
Coding region: 91-693 (200 amino acids)
Biological process (GO): intrinsic apoptotic signaling pathway
Cellular component (GO): mitochondrion
Source: RefSeq, a predicted model, not a curated record